This is a messenger RNA of Adineta ricciae, 711 nucleotides long. NCBI's taxonomy places the organism in Eukaryota, Metazoa, Rotifera, Eurotatoria, Adinetida, Adinetidae. The record is from the annotation of a GenBank genome assembly.
AUGUUGAACUUGCGUCGUUGUGUUUACUCUGCUUGUUCAUUGCCAAAGUCAUUGUCUCGAUCUGAAUCUACCAAUGCCUAUUCAAGCAAAUGGAUUUCACCAAAUUUAUCAGAAGAGUUGAAGAAGUUUACUGCUAGAAAUCCUCCCCCAGCUACUAUUUGUUUGAUUGGUAAUCCACAUUUACGUCGAAGUAAUGAAUUGGUUCUCAAUCCUGAUCAUGAUUUUGUUCAAGCAGCAAAACUACGGCUUCAUCGUGCUCUUGCUGAUUUCCGACGUCAGAAUGGUUUUGGACGUGGUAUGAGUGCUUGCCAAAUAGGCGUUAAUUUACGUAUGAUUGCUCUCAAUCUGGGUUAUGGGCCGUUAACACUGAUUAAUCCAGAAAUAGUAUGGUCGUCAUCAGAUAAGAUUACAAUGUGGGACGAUUGUAUGAGUAUUCCGCAUCUACUCGUUAAAAAACAACGUGCAAAAUCGAUCUCUGUCGUUUAUACAGAUGAUCAAGGCAAAAAGCAACAAUGGAAUAAACUUGAUGUAUCAAUUAGUGAAUUAUUACAACAUGAAAUGGAUCAUCUUGAAGGAAUUCUCAAUAUCGAUGUGCCAUAUAGGGAUGAAGAUAUCAACAAGAAUGAAAGUAUAAUUAGUAUGGAUGAAUAUCAGAGAAACAAACAUCAUUAUGAUCAACAGGUUGAUUAUAAAAUUGUACCAACCGUUUAA